Molecule: messenger RNA, 2959 nt
Organism: Gracilinanus agilis (Agile Gracile Mouse Opossum)
Lineage: Eukaryota; Metazoa; Chordata; Mammalia; Didelphimorphia; Didelphidae
Gene: INSIG1
Product: insulin induced gene 1
Exons: 6
Coding region: 113-946 (277 amino acids)
Biological process (GO): SREBP signaling pathway; SREBP-SCAP complex retention in endoplasmic reticulum; cholesterol biosynthetic process
Cellular component (GO): SREBP-SCAP-Insig complex; endoplasmic reticulum
Source: RefSeq, a predicted model, not a curated record
UUUUCUUCUUCCUUCUCCUCUUCUUCCUCGUCUUUUUCUCCUACCUCUUCCGGGCAACCCGCCGGCUCCUCGCCCCUCGAACAGGAGAUUCUUCCAAGACCUUUGGUGACCGAUGCCCAGAUUAGACGAACACUUCUGGAGUUGUUCGUGCACGACCAGAGGGAGGCAUAAAAACAACCUGAGUCCUGGCACUACUAAACUGGCUGAGAAAGCGGGAGACAUGCUAACUCCCUCGGUCUCCAGUGCUUCACUGGUACUGGUGGGCCAAGGUGCCAUCAACACUGAAACCACAGAUAGGAACAAGAACUCUAAUACCAAGAGCAACAACAGUAAAGCCCCCAGUAACAGUUGGCACCAUCAUUUGGUGCAGCGAAGUGUUGUGCUUUUUGCAGUUGGAGUCUUCCUAGCCCUGGUCCUCAACUUGCUUCAGAUACAGAGGAAUGUCACCCUUUUCCCAGAAGAAGUUAUAGCCACAAUCUUUUCCUCUGCCUGGUGGGUUCCUCCGUGCUGUGGAACAGCAGCAGCUGUUGUUGGUUUGCUCUAUCCCUGUAUUGACAGUCACCUUGGAGAACCUCACAAGUUUAAGAGAGAGUGGGCCAGUGUAAUGCGAUGCAUAGCAGUUUUUGUUGGUAUUAACCAUGCAAGUGCUAAACUGGAUUUUGCCAAUAAUGUUCAGCUGUCAUUGACUUUAGCAGCUCUGUCUUUGGGCCUUUGGUGGACAUUUGAUCGGUCAAGAAGUGGCCUUGGGCUGGGAAUUACAAUAGCUUUUCUAGCAACUCUGAUCACUCAGUUUCUUGUAUACAAUGGUGUUUAUCAGUAUACAUCUCCUGAUUUUCUCUAUAUCCGUUCUUGGCUCCCAUGUAUUUUUUUCUCAGGAGGAGUAACAGUAGGAAACAUAGGACGACAACUAGCUAUGGGGAUUCCUGAAAAGCCACAUAGUGACUAAAGCCCUCAAACUACAGAUGCCAAUAUUUAAGCAGAGAUGGGAAGAGGAUCUGUGAUACUGGAUUGUGAUGGAAGAUUUUUUUUUUACCCUGGAAAGUCUAUUUAGAUUGGGCCAACUACACAAAUGAUUUGGUGCAGGACCAUAGGGGUGGGGGUGGGGUUAAAGAUGGUGGAACCAAUUUUAAAGUAGCCAAGUGGAAAAAUAACUGCUUAUUUUGACAUUUUACCUCGAUUGACUGCAUAAGCAUUUGUACCUGGCUAUGCCCUCAAAAGAUUUAAUGUUAAAUUGUUGGGGAAGUUCAAAGAGACAGCAGUUUUCUAAGUAUUUGAUUUCAUUUAAGUUAUUGAAACAGUUGCCAUAUUUCAAAGCCUUGAACUAAAAUUUCAUUGCAAAUUAUUCUGUUUUGUAUUUGUGCCCAAAAAAGGUAGAUUGAUGGUGCUUGACAAAGGUGAGGUAUGGGGUAAUAGGAAUAAUAUUUAUCCAGAAGAUUAAAAAUAGGGUUGUGUUUAAAAAAAAAUAGAGGUGAUCCAUGUCGGGUUAUAGCGUUAUCUAAAUGCUUCAGGAAUUGUGCCCUCAUCUUAAUGCUGCAAUAGCGCACAUACACACCCACACACUCAUGUAUAUCAGCAGUAUAUCAACUCUACUUUUUAUCCUAACAGUGAGGUUUUAUGUAGACAAUCUUAUUGGAAGCAAAUGGCAAAGAAAAGUGUCAGUCCUCCAGUGUGUUCUGACAUCUUUACCUCUGUUAAAUUCUCUCUGAGAUUAUAGACAUCCAACAGUGGUAACUGUGGAUCUCUGCCAUUUGCUUCAUUCUAAAUGAGCCGAAAUUAUUUCUGUAUUUCUCUGUUACUAUAGAAUAGAGAUUGCAACUUUUUUCACAGCCCUAUAGGAUUUGCAAUCUGUGAUUGCCUUGUAAAAAGAAGAGUGCAUAUGUCACUGCAUUAAACAUUUGGUGUUUCUAAAUAUCAAUUUUAUUGGUGAGCACAAUGUAUUCAGUUAAUGGCAUAGACCACAUUAGACCUAAUUUGCAAGUAUUGGGUCUUAAACUUAAAGUGCAAUGUAUAUUAAAACCAAUCUGAGCCUUGUACUCUCUUCAAUAUUUAUUCUUUUUUUUCAUAUGAGAUGUUAAAGAGAAGGGUUCAGCAUUCAUUUCAGUACUGCAUGGAGGCAAAAUUCAGCAAUAAUUUCUUUCAGUAGAAAGGAUAUUUUAUUGUUGUGCCUUCCAUUUGAACCCUAAUCCUUUGAGAAACUCCAGUUUUGUGGUUAUGGUAUAGUUGUAAUUUUUACUUACGUGAACUGAUUUUUUUUAUAUUAUGCAAUAUAAGUGUUUGGUUUGUUUCAGAUCUUGUUGAGGUGAUUUUUCACAUCUGACUAAUUGGCUGUCCUUUUAAAUUGAUGUCAACAGAAUGGUAUCUUGGGCUAAUAAAUAGCCUAUGAAUGUGUAUUUGUGUAUAUUUAUGUGGUAGUCCUUUUUUUUUCUCUUUUGAGGAAAAUAUAAAUGCUCUUGGUGCAAAACUCUAGAAAGCUGUAACUGAAAUACUUUAUAGCAAAGUUGCAAAAGUGGGGCAAUUCUCAACUUGCAAAAGAUCUCUUAUAAAUAUUCUAAAAUUGAAAAUGAAUAGUGAUGUGAAAAUGUUUUGUUUUUAAAAUAGAUACUCCUUUCAAAACCAGAAGUAAUUAGCAACAUGCAGUAAUUGAAUAUAUAAAUUUAUACUUGAUCAUGCAUAAGCAGUGUUUAUUUUUCUCAAUUAAACUGGAAAUUAUUCUGUACCUAUUAGAUUCAUUACAGCCAAAAAUGUGAAUCUGAAGUUCAGUUUUUGCCAAUUCUUGUAGCAAGUAAACAAACCAAAGUGAUCUGAGUUUGUAAAAAUUUAUGAGCAAAAUUUGCACUAUUCCGAAUUUGAACUGGAAUGGAAGAUUCACAUUGACACAGAAGUUUUCAACAGUGUGGUGUUUUUUUUUUGCAUUUUUUUUACUAUUAUUUCAAGAACUUAUUAAAAGGUUCAAGACCAA